UCUUAUCAGAAAAUGAUGGAACCAAAAGAGAAAGAGAAAAUGGAAACAAGUCAUCACUCAAAAAUUCCCAUUACAAAAUUCCAAGCCCCAAAUAUUUCCCAAUAAUCCCUUUUGCUUUUUUCUCAGAUUUCUGCGAACGGAUAAUAAAGUUCCACAAAGUUGGAACAGAAUUCUUGCAGCUAUCAAUCCAAUCAAUCAUUGUUAAUUACUUUUAUUGUUAUUGUUGUUAUUAUUAUUGUGAAUCUUCUUCUUCUUCUUCGUCUUCUUGGAUUAUCUGAUAUUAAUCGUAGACACAUUUUGUGCCAUGACGAUUCUUAUGAUGAUCAUGCUCAUGAUCAAGAUCAAAUUUUGAAGCCGUUGAAGAUUCAAUCUGCAAAAGCCAAAAGGAUCGUUUCUGAGUCGGUGUUUGUUUCCUGGAAUAGAUAAUUCUCUUCCAACUUUUACGUUCUUCAAUGCUCUCUCCAAUUCUCUGUGUUUUUGGGAGCUGGUGCAAUUGGUUUGGAUCUGAUUGUGACUUUUGAAUAUGGUUUCAAUGAGGACCUUUUGAUCAGCAUUUGAUGGAACUCUAUUCUCCAUGAUAUUGGUCAACAAGGGUUAUUUUCUUGAAUAUUGCUUCAGGAAUUGUGGUUUCUUUUUCCCUCCAAGGUUUGAAAAAUUUGCGUCUUGCUAACCACUUUGCCACCUGGUUGAUGGGUUUGUUCUUUGCAAUGGGGAGAAGAAGUGGAAUGAUUGAGGAGAGAUGAGUCUGAGUCUGACAUUUUUGAGUUGGAAUUUCUCUUGAGGUGUGUUUUGUUUUUUUUUUUCUUCCCAGUUGUAUGUGAUGAUGGUAUGGAAAGGAUUUCACCCUGGUAUGAGCUCUGUCUCUCUCUUGAAUUCAGUGAUUGUUGAUUUGUUUCAUCAUUCUAUUAAUUUGACUUGGGUUGGUUUAGAUAUACAGUUAGUUAUGUUGUAGUACCUUGUUUAGUAAUAGAAGAGUGAUCCGCGGAAGAGUUGAACUGAAAACUCUGUGAUAAGUAGGCUUCCUUUUGUGAAUUUCGAAUUCCAAAGGUUUGAUAGAGGUGCCGUUGGUCUUGUUCUUGAAGAGUGUAGUUGUUGAUGUAGUUUUUUCAUAGACUGGAAUGGAGGAACAUAAAUUACCUUAAAAACACCAGGGAUUGUUUGUGGAUAUAGAAGGAAUAAAUAUUCUACGGGUUCGUUCCUGAGUUUUAUAUACAUUAACAGCCGCAGUAGCUUUGGAUCUUGGGGAUUGAUUGUAUCCAUUUUGGGAUUCUAGUUCCUUAUUUUGGAUUAGAUUCCCAUUUUGAAUGUGGUCGGCUGUAAGUGGCGAAUGAGCAUGUCAUAAUGAGUGGGGAAACAAGAUUGCUUGUCAAUGGAUGUAGUAGACAAGACAUUUUCUGAUAUUGUCAACGUCAUCAAAUCAUGGAUUCCCAGGCGAUCCGAACCAGCAAAUGUGUCCAGGGAUUUUUGGAUGCCUGAUCAGAGUUGUAGGGUAUGCUACGAUUGUGAUUCCCAGUUCACCUUAUUCAAUCGAAGGCACCACUGUCGCCUUUGUGGACGAAUUUUCUGUAACAAGUGUACUGCAAACUCAAUUCCUGCUCCAGUUACCAGCCAGAUCAAUCCUUGGGAUGAGUGGGAAAAGAUUCGCGUAUGCAAUUUUUGUUACAAGCAAUGGGAGCAAGGAGUAGUUGCUUUUAAUAACAAUACACAGGUUUCCAAUCUGGAUUGCAGUGCUACAUUAUCAACUUUGAGCUCGGUUAGCAGUAAAACCAGUGUUACUGCUGACAGUACUAAUAUUACUCUUUUCUCCAUGCCUUAUUCAGCCGGGCCUUAUCAACAAAUGCAACAGGGUCCGUGUCUGAACUUGCAUCAGUCUCCUAUGAGUGGAAACAACACUGAUAGGGAAGUUUUAUCACCUCCAUUAGGGGGGAGGAAUGAUCUUGCAGGAGACAUAGGGGAUCCAUUACAAAAGCAAUUUGAAUUCCCUAUGAACAGGAGUGAUGAUGAGGAUGAGUAUGGUGUAUAUCAGUUAGACUCUGAGAUGAGACAUUAUCCUCAGGUGAAUAUCUACUAUGGACAGGCUGAGUUUGAAGGAAUAAGCAACACUGAUGGCUCGCAGAAAGUGCAUCCUGAUGCAGAUAACGGUAAUGCAAAUCUCACUUCAGAGAAUGGAUUCGACACACAGGGUUUAGAAAGAAACACAGCAGUUGGGAAGAGUGAGGAUGAACCUUAUAUAUAUGAAAAUGAAGCACCUUCCUCACUAUAUGUUUCAGAAGAUGUUGAUGCUGAACCUGUUGAUUUUGAAAAUAAUGGACUUCUCUGGCUCCCUCCUGAACCAGAAGAUGCAGAAGACGAGCGAGAAACUUUUUUUGUUGAUGAAGAUGAUGAAGAUAAUGACGGGAAUGGGAAUGCCAUUGGUGAGUGGGGAUAUCUGCGCAAUUCAAACAGUUUUGGAAGUGGAGAGCAUCGCCACAAGGAUAGGACAAGUGAGGAGCAGAAGAAGGUAAUGAAGAAUGUAGUAGAUGGACAUUUUAGGGCAUUGGUGGCUCAGCUGUUACAGGUCGAAAACCUACCUGUUGAAGACAAUGGUGAAAACGUUUGGAUGGAAAUAAUCACAUCUCUCUCGUGGGAAGCUGCUACUUUAUUGAAGCCAGAUACUAGCAAAAGUGGAGGGAUGGACCCAGCUGGUAAUGUGAAAGUCAAAUGCAUUGCAUGUGGCAGCCGCAUUGAAAGUACGGUUGUUAAAGGAGUUGUUUGUAAGAAGAAUGUGGCUCAUCGUCGCAUGACAUCAAAAGUUGAUAAACCUCGCUUGUUGAUCCUUGGAGGGGCUCUUGAGUACCAGCGUGUUGCCAAUCUGUUGUCUAGUGUAGAUACCUUAUUACAGCAGGAAAUGGACCAUCUGAAGAUGGCAGUGGCAAAGAUAGCCUCUCAUCAACCAAAUAUCCUUUUGGUAGAGAAAUCAGUCUCGAGAUAUGCACAGGAAUAUCUUCUUGCAAAAGACAUAUCUCUGGUACUUAAUGUCAAGAGGCCACUUCUGGAGCGCAUAGCACGUUGCACAGGCACUCAAAUUGUGCCUUCAAUUGAUCAUCUUUCAUCACCAAAGUUGGGUUACUGUGAAGCUUUUCAUGUUGAAAAGUUUGUUGAAAAUCUUAGUAGUGCUGCUGCUCAAGGUGGUAAAAAACCAAUGAAAACAUUGAUGUUUUUUGACGGCUGCCCAAAGCCAUUGGGUUGCACAAUUUUACUUAAAGGUGCUGAUGAGGAAGAAUUGAAGAAGGUAAAGCAUGUGGUUCAGUAUGCAGUUUUUGCAGCUUACCAUCUGGCUUUGGAGACAUCUUUUCUUGCUGAUGAAGGAGUCUUCUUCCCAGAAAUUCCGCUUAACAGUCUGCCUCUUCCUAAUACAACAUCAACCAUUCAGAGGUCAAUCUCAACAGUUCCUGAUUUCGUUGCUCCUAGCAGUGAAAAGUCUCAGGGGCUUGAAUCCGACACCGGACCACGGAGAACUAAGAGUGUCAGCAGUACUGAAUCCUAUUUGCCUAAUGAUGAUCCUUGUGAAUCUUUGCAAUCUGCAUCAUGUAUCAGCCAUACAACUGCCUUUUAUUCUUCCAUUGUCGCUUCUGGAAAUGCAAUUCCAGGUUCAUACAAUGAGAAAAUUCUUCCUAGUAAAUACACAAAUGACUCCACACAACCCCUGGAGGAGGAAACUCCUGAAGUGAACAACUCUUUGGGAAUCAUGAAUGAUCCUACUGUAAACGGUUAUGGACCUGCAGAGAAAUUAGAUCAUGGUAUUUUAGCUGGCACUAUGCAAAAUGAUCUCAAGCAAAUCUCUACAAACCGAUCAACUGUGUUAGAGUUAUCUUCAGAAGAUGUUCAACCUGAGAAGGCUGGAAUCACAAAUGAAGAGAAGGUUCCUGAGGAAGAAGCGUUUCCUCCAUCACCCUCUGACCAUCAAAGCAUUUUGGUGUCUUUGUCAUCUCGGUGCGUGUGGAAGGGAACUAUGUGUGAGAGAUCCCAGCUCUUUCGAAUCAAAUAUUAUGGCAGCUUUGAUAAACCACUGGGUCGGUUUCUUCGAACUCAUCAACAGGGAACACUUACCAUAUCAGUCAAGAAACUACCAGAAAUUCUCCUUCCUGGUGAAAGGGAGGGAAAGAUUUGGAUGUGGCAUAGAUGCUUGCGGUGUCCAAGAAUCAAUGGCUUUCCUUCUGCUACACAGAGAAUAGUAAUGUCUGAUGCUGCAUGGGGUUUAUCAUUUGGGAAAUUUUUGGAGCUCAGUUUCUCAAACCAUGCUGCAGCCAGCAGGGUUGCAAGCUGUGGUCAUUCUUUACACAGAGAUUGUCUACGUUUUUAUGGAUUUGGGAAUAUGGUCGCUUGCUUUCGAUAUGCAUCAAUUGAUGUUCACUCAGUCUACCUUCCCCCACACAAACUUGAUUUUGAUUAUGGGAGUCAGGAUUGGAUACAAAAGGAAUCAGAUGAGAUGGUUAAACGGGCAGAGGUUUUAUUCUCCGAGGUACUCAAUGGUCUUAGCAAAAUAGGCGAGAAGAGAUCAAGGGCUGAACUGGAGGGAAUGUUGCAAAGGGAAAAACUGGAAUUUGAGGAAAUGCUUCAUAAGGUUUUGAACCAGGAAAAGAGAAAGGGCCAACCUGAGAUUGACAUUCUGGAAAUUUAUCGGUUGCGGAGGCAGUUACUUUUCCAGUCAUAUAUGUGGGAUAGCCGCCUAAUCACUGGGGUCAACUUAUUCAAGUCUAGCGAUGAAACUGAUUUAAGCAGUACAAGUUCAGAGGAUAAGGAAAUACAUGUUGAUGAAAAUCAGAUAAGCGUGACCACUACAGCAGGAAGCCGCUUCAAAAGUGUUGACUCUAUUGAUGGUGAUCCAAAAGAGCUGAAAAGAAGCCCAAGUGUUGGAGGAGUAGGAGGGGGUUAUGUAAAAGAUUCCCAAUCUGUUGCAUUUCAUCGAGAUAUCGACAUGCCCAAAAAUACCAAUCAUAAGAAAGAAGACCAACCUAAUCUUCCAAUCAGCAAAAGCAUAUAUGAUCCAUCUGAGCCCUUAGAACCUGAAUUGCGUGUUCGCAGAGCAAUGUCUGAAGGACCAAUGUCUCUCAUGUCUAGUUUGUCUGAUACACUUGAUGCAAAAUGGACAGGUGGAGACCACUCUUCGGCACAGCCUGAUUCAUUUCUGGCAGAAGCUACCACAACUUCGAUGCUGAAAGAAGCAUCCACUGUUGGGGAUCAUGCCGAAGACCAGAAUGCCAACAAGAGUAUCUUUUCUUCUAAGGGUCAAGAUAACAUGGAAGACUCUUCAAGUUGGUUAGCAAUGCCCUUCUUAAACUUCUAUCGCCAGUUUAACAAGAAUCUUUUUUCUAGUACAACAAAGUUUGAUACACUAGUCGACAGCAAUCCGGUUUAUGUAUCAUCCUUCUGGAAUCUGGAACUCCUAGGUGGUGCAAGGAUGCUUCUGCCUAUUGGUGUUAAUGACACUGUCAUUCCAAUAUAUGAUGAUGAACCCUCAAGUGUUAUAGCUUAUGCCUUGACGUCACCAGAAUACCAUUCCCAAUUGAAUGAUGAUGUAGAGCGACCGAAAGAUGCGAGUGAUUUAGGUUCAUCAUAUUUUUCUGAAUCAACCACCUUACAGUCAUACUCUUCUACUGAUGAAAUAGCUUUUGAUCUUCAGAAGAGUUUCGGGUCAGUAGAGGAGAUGUUAUUGUCAAUGCCAUCUCGUAACUCAUUGAUGCUAGACCCAACAUUAUAUUCAAAGACGAUGCAUGCCAAAGUUUCUUUCGGAGAAGAUGGUCCCCUCGGCAAAGUAAGAUAUUUGGUGACUUGUUAUUAUGCCAAGCGAUUUGAAGCCUUAAGAAGGGUCUGCUGUCCUUCAGAGUUUGAUUAUAUAAGAUCUUUGAGUCGCUGUAAGAAAUGGAAAGCUCAAGGUGGGAAGAGCAAUGUAUUCUUUGCAAAAACAUUGGAUGAUCGAUUCGUCAUUAAACAAGUAACAAAAACUGAGCUUGAAUCAUUCAUUAAAUUCGGGCCUGGAUACUUCAAAUAUCUUUCAGAAUCCAUUGGCUCAGGAAGUCCCACAUGCCUCGCAAAGAUUCUUGGCAUAUACCAGAUUACAUCAAAGCAUCUCAAAGGAGGGAAAGAAUCAAAGAUGGAUGUUUUGGUUAUGGAGAAUCUUCUGUUUAGGAGAACUGUGACGCGACUUUAUGAUCUCAAAGGAUCUUCCAGGUCCCGGUACAAUCCAGAUCCUAACGGGAGGAACAAAGUUCUGCUAGACCAGAACUUGAUUGAAGCAAUGCCGACUUCUCCUAUUUUCGUGGGAAACAAGGCAAAACGGUUGUUAGAGCGAGCCGUCUGGAAUGAUACCGGCUUUCUUGCAUCGGUUGAUGUAAUGGACUAUUCGCUACUCGUCGGGGUGGAUGAAGAGAAGCAUGAGUUAGUUCUUGGGAUCAUUGAUUUCAUGAGACAGUAUACAUGGGACAAGCAUCUUGAAACAUGGGUAAAGGCUUCCGGCAUCCUCGGAGGGCCAAAGAAUGCAUCUCCGACGAUUAUAUCGCCAAAGCAGUACAAGAAAAGGUUCCGGAAAGCGAUGACCACUUACUUUCUCAUGCUUCCUGAUCAGUGGUCACCUCCAGCCAUAGUUGGAAGUUCAUCACAGUCUGAUUUAGGUGAAGAUUACACUCAAGGUAGGUCCUCAGUUGAAUGAUUCUGUGUUUGUGUAAAUUCUAGUUCCAAUUUGGGGUCAUAUUAUUCACCCUAUAUUUCCAUUUUCAUUUUUUCCCCUUCUCAUAUUAUAUAGGAAUUCUUUUGGUUCAAUUGUAAUCUGUUCAACUAGAUAUUUCCAAUUAUUUUUUUUUGGGAAGAAUACCAGAAAAGAAAAAAGGAAAAAAAAGAAGGGGGCUGUUAGAAGCCACAUGAUGUUUGUCAGGGGUAAAAGUAUUUGAUAUCCUCUGAUUGAAGUCCUUUGUACAAAAACUAGUCACUUUUUAUAGAAUCAAGUAAUAUAAAUGUAUACAGAUUCAAUUUCAACUCUUGAAUAUCUCAAAUUUCAUUUGCUUGCCUUCAGAA
This is a messenger RNA of Arachis duranensis, 7050 nucleotides long. Its product is annotated as 1-phosphatidylinositol-3-phosphate 5-kinase FAB1B-like. Gene Ontology annotation, cellular component: endosome membrane. The record is from RefSeq and is a predicted model, not a curated record. Gene Ontology annotation, biological process: phosphatidylinositol phosphate biosynthetic process. Gene Ontology annotation, molecular function: metal ion binding; 1-phosphatidylinositol-3-phosphate 5-kinase activity; ATP binding. Lineage: Eukaryota; Viridiplantae; Streptophyta; Magnoliopsida; Fabales; Fabaceae.